Molecule: messenger RNA, 5539 nt
Organism: Hyla sarda
Lineage: Eukaryota; Metazoa; Chordata; Amphibia; Anura; Hylidae
Gene: TNS1
Product: tensin 1
Biological process (GO): fibroblast migration
Molecular function (GO): protein binding
Source: RefSeq, a predicted model, not a curated record
GGAUGGAACAUUUGGAGAACGGUCCUAGUGUCUCUGUGGAUUAUAACACUUCGGAUCCUCUGAUUCGCUGGGAUUCUUAUGACAAUUUAAAUGCACAUCGGGAGGAUAGUCUGGAAGAAGUCGUACAUACUCAAGGUCCUCUGGAUGGAAGCUUGUAUGCCAGAGUGAAAAAGAAAGACUCAACAAACGGGAGUACCAGUACAGUCAAUGCUAGUGGCAUCCCUCUGUCUGCUGCCCCCAAUCAUAUUGAACAUACCCUAUCGGUGAGCAGUGAUUCGGGAAAUUCUACCGCUUCAACAAAGACUGACAAAACAGAUGAGCACGUGGCCAAUGCAGUCUCUAACCAAGGGUUGACGCCCGAGGAAAAAAAAGAGCUCGAAAGGCUUCUCGUUGGCUUUGGUUUGGACUCUGAUGCACAGAUGCACAACCUCAAUCCUGGAACAUCUGUUACAGGAGCAAUGCUGCAUGUAGUGCCGGCACAGGUGCACAUCAAUGGGAGCAGCAUAUCCUCACCAGCCGAAAGGGAGACAGACAUCCUAGACGAUGACCUGCCCAACCACGAGGGACACAGUGUUGGAAGUUUGGGUACACUGCCAUCUUUUGUUGGCACUCCUAAUGUUAAUGAUAUUGGCUACCAUCAGUCCCCACAUCUGAACAUGUCCAAUGGUCCGAGCACCAUGAACGGCAUAGACAAGUUGUAUAAGCAUGGCUACCUUGGUAAGGAGACCAUGAUAAAUGGUGGCUAUCCAUAUAACAACCAGAACAUCAUAAAAAACACAACCACCCCUUAUACUCAAGAUGUUGGUAACCAGAUGAGACCCUCAUUAUCUGUCCAGGAUAACAUGUCUUAUUACCAAGUCAACCAACCAGCAAUGUCCGACUGGGGACAGUCCCAACCAGACACAGAAAUGCAAAAGCACUUAAACUGCUACAACCCGAAUGGGAUGUACCGCUCUCUGUCCUUCACCAAUGCAGAACCGGCAAAGUGUGAACCCAGUUCCCAGUUGCCUCAAGCACCAGCCAGAAGUAUAAGCAGUCGAGAAGCUGUACAGAGGGGUCUAAACUCAUGGCACCAAGGCGGCAGCCGACCACCCUCCCGUCAGCAGGACGAUGCAAUAGAGAAUGAAAUGAUGCCCCCCACUUCACAGCCAAGCACUUUUCAGACUGUUCCCCAGAGCCACAGUAUCCCAGAGUUUCCCAUGAUGGCCUCCCAGAAGGAGAUUGAGCAGUCGAUCGAAGCACUUAACAUGCUCAUGUUGGACCUAGAUCCUUCAUUUUCACAGUUGCACAAGUCGCACAGUGUACCUGUUGCCCCAAAAGAGGACAGAACUAUGUCGGUAACAGGGUCACUUUCUGCCCAGCCAGCUCUGGCAAGUUACAACCAGACGUCUCCGCAGGUGGCAUCUCAGAGACCAAGCAAUGCAUACGGGCUGUCAUCACCCGGCAGCCUGCCAUCUGUCAGCCAAGCCCGUUCACCUGUAGAGCAACCACCAAGAUCUUAUUCGUCUGAACCCAUAAGACCACCUGAGACCACCAGGCCCUUGAAUGAAUACAGGGAACCAUAUUCAUCUGGAACCUAUUCCCCCUCUGGAACCUAUUCCCCCUAUGGAUAUCAGACUCAACAGGCUCCUUCGACUCUAGUAAGAAGUUAUAGCUAUGGAACUAGUGGAACUACUCCCUCAUCAUCCAUCCCACCACUCUCUGCUUUUAUACAAAGUCCUCAGCAAACUACUGUGCCAUCCCCAGCGCCCCCUGCUGUCAUUGCUCAACCCCAGGUUCAGGCCAGGGAAGCCCCGGAGGAGGACUACAGCCUGGAAGGACUUGUCGCCCACAGAGUUGCAGGUGUACAGACCCGUGACAAGACUCCGGAUGAGAUCGUAUGUGUGACCCGCAGGAGGACGACCAGUGAGGGGCAGUAUGACGACAAUGCCACCGACCACAUCACCCCCUCCAGCCCCACCAAAGUGCGCUCCCCCGUACGAUGCGUCUCACCAGAAGUCUUCAACACCAUUGCGGCCAAUCCAGGGGGGAGACCGAAGGAGCAACAUCUGCACAGCUAUAAGGAGGCCUUCGAAGAGAUGGAGGUCCCGCCCACCGCCACCAGCCCGACAGGCACAGUGGCUCGUUCUCCUCCAGGAUUGGCCAAAACUCCUCUUUCAGCUCUGGGGUUAAAGCCGCACAACCCAGGGGACAUCCUGCUGCAGCAGUCGGGAGAGAUGGAAACGUUUAUUGAUGGGUACGAGGAAGAACCCAGAAGUUAUGUUGAAUCGGUUGCUCGGACGGCUGCCCCCUCAUCACCAAGCGCACCCCAAGCCUACCAGAUGGACACCCUGACGAGGGGCGGAGGAUACCCCACCCCAUUCACAGCUCCGAGCCCCAUUUCUACCAGCAGCCCUAUACACAGCACUGACGGGGUGUCUGUAAGAAGCUUCCCGUCAGCAGAAGGCAGCGUCCAUAUUUCCAGUCCUGCUCAGCCAUCUGUGGAUUCUAGUUUCAGGUCCACCAGUCUGUCUCAGCCUUCACCACAGAGCAGUUACCAGAACACGUCGCCCACUCCCCCAUCCAUGACACCCCUUGCUGGGACCCCUCUCAGCUCUUAUGAAGGGUACUCCUACAGCCCUAAUAACGCCAUUACACAGACAGAUGGAUAUUCUGGAAUUCCAAUGAGCGCACUGACCGGGCAUGUGGUUCAUGGCAGCCCCCAACCUGUUCACAGAACAGUGGGCACCAACACAGUGGGCACCAACACACCACCCAGCCCAGGAUUUGUGCGAAGAGUGGGGACUCCUACUAUGUCCAAUGCUCCGGGAAGUCCAAGCUUGAGCAGACAUCCCCUUGCAGUACACGGUGGCAUUGUAGCAGCCCCGGGUAGUCCUAGCUUGGCUCGACACCAGGCCGCGAUGAUCGGGAGUGCCCCAGGGACACCUGGGAGCCCCAGCAUGGAGCGACAUGUCAUGUAUGCGUUUUCCACCCCCGAGGAACGACGGCCAACACUGUCACGACAGAGCAGUGCCUCGGGAUACCAGGCUCCAUCCACCCCUAGUUUCCCGGUAUCUCCUGCAUAUUACCAAGGCAUUGGCAGCCCAUCGUCUUCUUCACCAGACUCCACCCUGUACCGGCAGGGAAGCCCCGUGCCGCAGCCAUCACUGCCUGAGAAACGAAGAAUGUCCUCAGGGGAUAGGUCCAACAGCCUGCCGAAUUAUUCCACACUGAACGGGAAGACGUCUCCCAUGUCCAGUGGCAUGUCCAGCCCCAGCGGUGGCAGCACCAUGGCAUUUACACACACACUGCCCGACUUCUCCAAGUUCUCUAUGCCAGAUGGAAGUCCAGAAACUCGAGCAAAUGUCAAAUUUGUCCAAGACACAUCCAAAUAUUGGUACAAACCUGAGAUCUCCAGAGAUCAAGCAAUCACUUUACUGAAAGACAGAGAACCGGGCGCCUUCAUCAUCCGGGACAGCCACUCCUUCAGAGGAGCCUAUGGACUCGCCAUGAAAGUUGCCACCCCGCCCCCCACCCCUGCCCAACCCAACAAGAAAGGAGAUGCCACAAAUGAGCUGGUGAGACAUUUCCUCAUAGAGACAAGUCCCAGAGGAGUAAAGUUAAAGGGGUGUCCCAACGAGCCGUAUUUUGGCUGCCUGUCCGCACUGGUGUAUCAGCACUCCAUCACGCCCCUGGCGCUGCCCUGCAAGUUGGUGAUACCCAGCCGAGAUCCCACAGAAGAGCCCAGAGAAACGGCGACACCGACAAACACCAGCAGUGACCUACUGAAACUAGGAGCAGCCUGCAAUGUGUUGUUUGUUAAUUCGAUUGACAUGGAAUCACUGACAGGACCGCAGGCCAUUGCCAAGACCAUCGCAGAGACCCUGUCCGCUGACCCUCAACCCACUGCAACUAUCGUUCACUUUAAAGUCUCCGCACAGGGAAUUACCCUGACCGACAAUCAGAGAAAGUUGUUCUUUAGGAGACAUUAUCCACUGAAUUCAGUGACGUUCUGUGAUGUGGAUGCUCAAGAGAGGAAGUGGAUGAAGACAGAUGGGACUCCGGCUAAAUUAUUCGGCUUCGUGGCCAGAAAACAAGGAAGCACGACUGACAAUGUCUGCCACCUGUUCGCAGAGCUGGACCCCAACCAGCCGGCAAACGCCAUCGUCAACUUCGUGUCCCAUGUGAUCGGGUUACAGAAGAGAUGAGCUCCUCCCCCGCGUCCCGUCCGUGAACCAGCCUGAUAUAUGGAAUAUAGACUGAGAAGAAGGAAAGUGCAUAAGGGAAAAGGGAAGUGAUGGGGGAUCAUGUAACCCAUGGGGAGGAACAGCAACAAACCAAAAAACCGGAAACAAUAAUCAAACCAUUAAUGCAAAGGAGGGAAUGGGGGUUUUACCGCUUUCCUGUGAACAGCAGAAGUCGCCAACGUGACGGCUGAGUUCUCAUUGGCUCAUGGGUCGGCAUAUCCACAGCUUCAUAACAUAAAGGUGUUCAUUUUAAUUGACCAUACUGCAGAUACUAAACAAUAUAUACCGCUCUAUAAGUGCAUAUAUAAACCAUGUACACAGAAUUUAUAUUGUCUAGAAAUCUAUAAUAAUGAGGCUAUAUUUUGUAUAAACGCUUGGAUUGUAAAGAGCUAUUCACAUUUACUGCCUUUCUAAAAUCAAUGCAUAUCCCCAAUAUACGGGUGGAGAACAUUGGGAAACGUGCACUAAAUUCUAUUGGAAUUUCCAAUGACAGGUGUGACACCUAGUGGUGGGAAUGAGGGCUGCAGCCAUAAGAUCUGACGAGCUGAUCGGCCCUGGAUGAAUCUUCUCUCGUCUGAACUUUUUAAAGAGACAGUAAAUGGUUUAGCCUAUGAACCCGGAAGCUUCUAUCCACUAGGUGGGUACAAAGUGCACCCCGCCAGCAUAGCCAGGGGACCGGAAGACACAUCUAUUCCCUUCAUUUUACCUAAAUUGUAAUCACUUCAUAACUUCAUUUAUUCAUAUCAUAAAUAUCAUAUUACUCAAUACCUGAAAAUCUGGAGACUGUGCCUUGUAGAAACGUAUUCCUCUACUCAGAGAAUUGAUGAUGUCAUCGCUGUCUAAGGGAAUGGAUAAGAUUCUUAGUGAUGUCAUCAGUCUAUAGUGAGCGCACAGGCAGUGAUGUCAUCAGUCUAUAGUGAGUGCACAGGCUGUGAUGUCAUCAGUCUAUAGUGAUUGCACAGGCUGUGAUGUCAUCAGUCUAUAGUGAGCGCACAGGCUGUGAUGUCAUCAGUCUAUAGUGAUUGCACAGGCAGUGAUGUCAUCAGUCUAUAGUGAGCGCACAGGCUGUGAUGUCAUCAGUCUAUAUUGAGUGCACAGGCUGUGAUGUCAUCAGUCUAUAGUGAGUGCACAGGCAGUGAUGUCAUCAGUCUAUAGUGUGUGCACAGGCUGUGAUGUCAUCAGUCUAUAGUGAUUGCACAGGCUGUGAUGUCAUCAGUCUAUAGUGAUUGCACAGGCAGUGAUGUCAUCAGUCUAUAGUGAGUGCACAGGCUGUGAUGUCAUCAGUCUAUAGUGAGUGCACAGGCUGUGAUGUC